Nasonia vitripennis (jewel wasp) is the source of this 2538-nucleotide messenger RNA. Its product is annotated as putative sodium-dependent multivitamin transporter. Gene Ontology annotation, cellular component: membrane. The record is from RefSeq and is a predicted model, not a curated record. The coding region runs from base 295 to 2061 and encodes 588 amino acids. Gene Ontology annotation, molecular function: symporter activity. NCBI's taxonomy places the organism in Eukaryota, Metazoa, Arthropoda, Insecta, Hymenoptera, Pteromalidae. The transcript has 7 exons. Gene Ontology annotation, biological process: transmembrane transport; sodium ion transport.
GGAUAACCCAAGUUGACGGAUAGACACGUACACGACGUCACCUCGACUGUACGUGUACCUACACAUUCGGCGGAGAUCGUCCUCUUUUUUUCCUGCGCUCCGAGGAGCCGUAACGAUAGUUUCGCGCGAAUCCGCAACAUGACAAGUCGUCGCGCGAGGAGUUUCGCUCGUCGUCGCUGCUGCUGCUCUGCGUCGAGGUCGAUUACGCUGAUCGAUUAGAUUUUCGAGCAGGGGAAAGCCGCUUAUGCCUUGGCGGAAAUUUUACGAGCUGCAUCAACAGACGAUCUUCGAAAAAUGGAGAACGAAAAAGUGUCGAUGCUGACAUGGCAGGAUUAUCUGGUCAUCGGGAUAGUGCUGCUGAUCUCGGCUGGAAUCGGCGUCUACUACCGCUUCACCGGAGGCCGGCAAAAAACCGCAGAGGAGUACUUCUCGGCGAACAAGUCGAUGAGCAUCGUGCCACUGGGCAUAGCCUUGAUGGUGUCCUUCGUCUCGGCGAUCACGAUCCUGGGCAUAAGCGCGGAGAUCUACGCCUUCGGCACGCAGUUCGUCAUCCACUACGCCGGAAUCAUCCUGGCGACCAUCGUCGUCGCCUAUUUCUACCUGCCGGUCUUCUUCGAGCUCAACACCAUGAGCGUCUACGAGUAUCUCGAAAGGCGGUUCGGCGUCGCGGCAAGACUGACGACGAGCAUCGCCAACUUCAUGCAGCUGACGCUGUACACCGGGGUGGUGCUGUACGCGCCGUCCCUGGCCAUCGAGGCCACGACUGGACUGUCCAGCAAGACGAGUAUCCUGGUAAUAGCCGUGAUCUGCAUGUUCUACUCGACGAUCGGGGGGAUCAAGGCCGUCCUCGUGACCGACAUAUUCCAGGCGAUACUCAUGUUCGCCUCGCUCAUCUGCAUCAUGGUCGUGGCGUCCAGCGAAAUCGAGGGUGGACUCGGCAACGUCUGGAACAUCGCUAAGCAGGGCGGCAGGAUCGAGUACUUUGAUUACCGACCGGACCCGACCAUACGCCACACCGGCUGGUGUCUCCUGGCGGCGGGUUUCUGCCUAUUCUGCUCCCUGUACGGCGUCAACCAAGUGGAGGUUCAGCGGCUUCUGACCGUGAAAUCCUUGAAAUCAGCUCGGCUGGCCUUGUUCGUGAACCUGCCGCUGCUAAUCACCUUCGGCCUGACGACGUCGUUCUGCGGCCUGGUUCUCUACGCCGUGUACAAAGACUGCGAUCCCGUGCGCACGGGCGAGAUCGCCUCGCACGACCGGAUCAUGCCCCACUUCGCUGCGACGAAGAUGGCCAUCUACCCGGGGCUCACGGGCCUCUUCAUCUCGGGCAUCUUCAGCGCGAGCCUCAGCACGAUCUCGGCUAUGCUCAACUCCUUGGCCGCCGUCUUCCUCGAGGACUACCUCAAGCGCAUCUACGCCCGGCUCGGCAAGACUUUCCCGACGCAGCACGCCACCUUCUUCGGCAAGCUCCUGGCGGUGGUCAACGGCUGCAUUAGCGUCGCCAUAGCCUUCCUCGCCGGCAGUCUCGGGAGCCUCGUGCAACUGACCCUCUCGAUAACGGGCUCAAUCUGCGGCCCGGUCCUGGGCAUCUUCACUCUGGGCAUGUUCUUCGAGUCGGCGAACGAGAAGGGCGCUAUCUGCGGCAUAGUCACCGCGCUGAUCACGUGCAUGUGGGCGAGCUUCGGACAGCCCCGGCCGAGGCAUCAUCCGCUUCCGUUUCACGCAGAUGGCUGCAACGCCUCCAUCGUACUGCCACCGACCACCAGCGCCCUGCUGAUCUCCAGCAUGGCGGACAAACCGGAAGCAGAGCCAGCCUCCUACUUCUAUCUCUACCGCAUCUCCUACAUGUGGUACAGCCCGAUGGGCCUGACCAUCACGAUCGUGGUCGGCUACAUCUCCAGUCUGAUCUUCCGCAAGUUUUCAAGCUCGACACCCAUCGAGCCGGACCCGAGCUUGUUCACACCUCUGGUGGCCCGGAGGAUAAGACGACGGAGAGCCGACGCCGCGAGGACUACCAGCAGCCAAGUGUUCACGCUCGAGGAGCCGAACGGGAGGCGGCCGUGACUACAGCGUGACGAGGGCGCGUCCGGGGAUAUCGACGUCGGCAAGCUGUCCCACGGCAAGCCGCCGGUCGAUUUCUGGCAGACGGACACCUCGUUCAACGCUUUUCACGAUUUCGGAGGAGACGGCGAGUAGCGAGCCUUGCGUCGAGUGCUCUGACCAACGGGAUGAUUACGAGCGCGUUGUUGUUGUUGUGACCAAGUUUUAGUCGGAUCAUUGUAUCUCGAGUUGAUGAUUUAUAGGUCUGUUUUUGUUGUAUUGUAAAAGAUAUAAGUGAAAUUUACUAUACUCACAAACUGGACGUGUAUAUUAUAAACACGCGCGCAUUCAGUAGCGGUAACUGCGAGGGAUCGUUAAGAUAACUCACCUGAAACACAAGCAAUAAAAACGUAAUUACUCAAAGUGCCUUAUAUUAUCAUGUUUAUUGUUCGAUAGCAUGGCAUAUAAUAAAGAUACACACAGCAAGGACUUAUCAGCUAA